UGAUAGAAACGAAUACGAUCCUACUGAGUAAACAUAGCAGACAACUCAAAACGUAGUGGCUAUGACGACUCAGUUGAAACAAUUCAAAAACAACGUUCAUUGAAAACAUUGCAAAAACAAGUGACGUGUGAUGUGUUUAUACUACUUGUUGAGAGAUUAUAUACAUCGAAAAAGCGGAGAUCCAGCUAGUAACAAAUUGGAAGUGAACCAUUAAACAACAAAAACUGUUUAGGUAACGCAGGGACUGCGAUACCCAGUGAUAAGAAUAAUUUGUUCAUACCGUACUGUGUUGGUGCAUUUACUAUAAAGAUCUUCAAGUGCAUUAUUCUCUGAGAUGUCGAUGAGCAAGAAUAUCUUAAGAUGCAGAAGAUGUGCUUGUUUAGCUACAAGGCAUAUUAGUAGCCACCGAGUAAGGUCUUCUGAGCCGAUUAUUGAAAAUGGAAAAUUGAAUUGUGCACGCACCAAGGGCAUGUCAUUCAACCAGUGGAAAAUCAUCAAUCAGUUCAAAGAAUUACUGUGGAAGGGAAAAUCAGAAUGGGCUAUAAUGUAUAUUGUAAACAAGGAGUGGAUAAACUUGCUGAGGAAAUUUCCACAGGCAACAGGAGUGUUUCAUUCUGUAUCAGUACAAAGGAGAAGCCACCGUGGGGACUUCACUGCAACAACUAAAGAUGAACCGGUUGCCAUUAAAUCAGCUGAACAGAAAUUGAACGAGCCUCUCAGAAAUAAUGUGCUGCAUGAGCCUCCACCAGUGGAAAGUAAGCCGCAGGAUAGCAAAAGUUAUGGUUUGCAAGUCAUUGAAGGACUGAAGCAGAAACUAUCAAGCAAAUCACCAACUACCGCAGAAGUACCACAAGAUGCGUCCAGUUUGAAAUGGAAGAACCAGUAUAACAUUGCCACCAAGGAUUGCAUAGUGUCUCGAUCUCGCCACGUCCUGUCCCUCAUCACCACUGCGCAGACUCUUGAUCAGAAGAGACACAGAUUGGUGGAAUUGAUUAAACAUCUGAACCAGUUUCCUGAGGCGAAAGGAUAUCUCGUCAAGGAUGGUGCGGUCACAAUUCUACUGAGGAUGCGAGAUUCUGUUAAUGAUUCUCUGAUUCAGCAGAUGAUCCGAGAAAUAUUUGCUCGUCUAGGUCAUGUGGACCCAGUGCCAGGGUGGGGCAUUCGUAUACUAUCAAUCGAUGGAGGUGGAAUGAGAGGUAUAGUAGUUCUUGAGAUGCUGCGGCGUUUUGAAGAGCUAACUGGAAAGAAAGUAUGUGAAAUGUUCGAUUACAUAUGUGGAGUGAGCACUGGAGCGAUUUUAGCUUGUGGAAUAGGGACUCCCUGUGGUAAAUCUCUGGAUGAAGUGCAAACUAUUUAUAGAGAAAUGAGUGCCAAAGUUUUCACUCAGAGUGCAUUUUGGGGUACUGGCAAAUUGAUGUGGAACCAUGCUUACUACGACACAACCAUAUGGGAAGAUCUGCUCAAGAGGUAUCUUGGGGAUGUCAGUUUGAUUGAAACUACAAGGGACCCAAACUGUCCAAAGCUGGCUGCCGUAUCCACACUGGUGAAUCAAGCUCGAGUUCUCCCCUAUGUGUUCAGAAACUAUGCUCUUCCCUACGAGCGACAGUCACAGUACCUCGGCAGCUGCAACCACACCAUGUUCGAAGCUGUGCGUGCGUCAGCCGCAGCUCCCACCAUAUUCGAGGAAUUCCGGAUAGGAUCGUUGUUGCAUCAG
This is a messenger RNA of Nilaparvata lugens (brown planthopper), 1714 nucleotides long. RefSeq names its product calcium-independent phospholipase A2-gamma. The record is from RefSeq and is a predicted model, not a curated record. Gene Ontology annotation, cellular component: membrane. NCBI's taxonomy places the organism in Eukaryota, Metazoa, Arthropoda, Insecta, Hemiptera, Delphacidae. Gene Ontology annotation, biological process: arachidonate metabolic process.